Messenger RNA from Manacus vitellinus (golden-collared manakin), 1614 nucleotides. It is a transcript of the gene TP73, whose product is annotated as tumor protein p73. Gene Ontology annotation, biological process: regulation of transcription by RNA polymerase II; apoptotic process; protein tetramerization. The coding region runs from base 16 to 1614 and encodes 532 amino acids. The record is from RefSeq and is a predicted model, not a curated record. The transcript is spliced from 11 exons. Gene Ontology annotation, cellular component: nucleus. Lineage: Eukaryota; Metazoa; Chordata; Aves; Passeriformes; Pipridae. Gene Ontology annotation, molecular function: RNA polymerase II cis-regulatory region sequence-specific DNA binding; DNA-binding transcription factor activity, RNA polymerase II-specific; protein binding.
UCCCCCAUUGCCAAGAUGUCCCAGUCACCUCCAGCUGACGAAGGCAGCACGUUCGCCCACCUCUGGAGCACUCUGGAGCCAGACAGCACCUACUUCGACCUCCCUCCAGCCACCCACGCCGGCAGCAAUGAGGUCUCCAACCAGACAGAGGUCACCAUGGACGUCUUCCAGAUGAGAGGCAUGAAUGACUCGGUGAUGUCCCAGUUCAAUUUGCUGAACAACAGCAUGGAUCAGAGCAUCGGCAGCAGAGCAGCCUCCACCAGCCCCUACAGCUCCGAGCACACCUCCAAUGUCCCAACGCAUUCUCCCUACUCGCAGCCCAGCUCUACCUUCGACGCCAUGUCCCCGGCUCCCGUCAUCCCCUCCAACACCGACUACCCCGGCCCACACCACUUCGAGGUGACCUUCCAGCAAUCCAGCACCGCCAAAUCAGCCACCUGGACAGUGGGGACCGAGUUCACCACCAUCCUGUACAACUUCAUGUGCAACAGCAGCUGCGUGGGAGGGAUGAACAGGAGGCCCAUCCUCAUCAUCAUCACCCUGGAGACGAGAGAUGGCCAGGUCCUGGGCAGGAGGUCCUUCGAGGGACGGAUCUGUGCCUGCCCCGGCAGGGACCGGAAGGCCGACGAGGAUCAUUUCCGGGAGCAGCAGGCGCUGAACGAGAGCGCGGCCAAGAACGGCAACGCCAACAAGCGCACCUUCAAGCAGAGCCCCCAGAGCAUCCCAGCGCUGGGGACCGGCAUCAAGAAACGGAGGCACGGGGAGGAGGAGAUGUACUACGUGCCUGUUCGGGGCCGGGAGAACUUUGAGAUCCUGAUGAAGAUAAAGGAGAGCCUGGAGCUGGUGGAGCUGGUCCCGCAGCAGCUGGUCGAUUCCUACCGGCAGCAGCAGCAGCAGCUCCUGCAGAGGCAGAGCCAGCUGCAGACACCUUCCUCCUACGGACCCGUCCUCUCCCCCAUGAACAAAGUCCACAGCGCAGGGAUCAACAAGCUGCCCUCUGUGAACCAGCUGGUGGGGCAGCCAGCCCAGCACGGCCCUGGCACUGCACCCAGCCUGGGCCCCAUGGGACCUGGAAUGCUGAACAGCCAUCCCAUGCAGCCCAACGGGGAGAUGAACGGGGGCCACUCGUCCCAGUCCAUGGUGUCGGGGUCCCACUGCACCCCCCCGCCGCCCUACAACCCUGACCCCAGCCUCGUCAGUUUUUUAACAGGAUUGGGGUGUCCAAACUGCAUCGACUAUUUCACCUCACAAGGGUUACAGAAUAUUUACCACCUGCAGAACCUAUCCAUAGAGGAUCUCGGAGCACUGAAGAUCCCGGAGCAGUACAGGAUGAUCAUCUGGCGGGGUCUGCAGGAGCUCAAGCAGAGCCACGACUACGGGGCCCAGCAGCUGAUCCGCUCCAGCAGCAACGCCUCCACCAUCUCCAUCGGCAGCUCCGGGGAGCUGCAGCGGCAGCGGGUGAUGGAGGCCGUGCACUUCCGCGUGCGCCACACCAUCACCAUCCCCAACCGCGGCACCGCCGACGACUGGGCCGACUUCGGCUUCGACCUCCCGGACUGCAAAUCCCGCAAACAGUCCAUAAAGGAGGAGUUCACGGAGGGAGAGAUCAACUGA